This is a messenger RNA of Eremothecium sinecaudum, 681 nucleotides long. It is a transcript of the gene CIA2, whose product is annotated as iron-sulfur cluster assembly protein CIA2. Gene Ontology annotation, biological process: iron-sulfur cluster assembly. Bases 1 to 681 code for a protein of 226 amino acids. The record is from RefSeq and is a predicted model, not a curated record. The transcript has a single exon. NCBI's taxonomy places the organism in Eukaryota, Fungi, Ascomycota, Saccharomycetes, Saccharomycetales, Saccharomycetaceae.
AUGUCUGAGUUUAUAAACGAAGCUCCUACUGUUCUGGAUGAUUCCCAGCUUCCCACGCGUUUUGAAGACUCCUGCGAUGUCUUGAACUCUCAUGUUAGUAAGAUUACGUUGGCAAGGAAGAAACAGCUACAAACGUUCGGUACGGCGAACUCACAGGCGAUACAAGAUUUAGAACUGCUGGAUAGGCUCAUUUCUAUCACAUCGCCGCCAGAUUCCAAAGUCCCAGACCUGACUUCCGACAUUGAUACGCUAGACUCUGAAAGUAUAAAAGACUCUGCAGAAGCUGCCGACCCCGUGGAUUCUCAGGAAAUAUAUGAUUUGAUUGCACACAUUAGUGAUCCAGAGCACCCACUGAGCUUGGGACAACUUGCAGUUGUGAAUCUACCAGAUAUUGAGGUAUUUGAUGAUGGAAACCCAGGCACUAUUGCUGAGGUUCUAGUGAAAAUAACACCUACUAUUGCGCACUGUUCCCUAGCUACGUUAAUUGGUCUUGGUAUAAGAGUAAGAUUAGAGAGAAGUCUAAUGCCCCGGUAUCGGGUUACAAUUCUACUGAAGGAAGGCAGUCAUCAGAGCGAAAAUCAGGUUAACAAGCAGCUCAAUGACAAGGAGCGUGUAGCAGCCGCUUGUGAAAACGAGCAGCUGGUAGAAGUUGUUUCUAAGAUGUUAAGCACCUGCAGGUAA